This is a messenger RNA of Aplosporella prunicola CBS 121167, 1353 nucleotides long. RefSeq lists its product as uncharacterized. The record is from RefSeq and is a predicted model, not a curated record. NCBI's taxonomy places the organism in Eukaryota, Fungi, Ascomycota, Dothideomycetes, Botryosphaeriales, Aplosporellaceae. The annotation marks the transcript as partial. The transcript has a single exon.
CAUCUCUUGAUCCCAGCGAACCAGUCAGAUGCCAACCUUUGCAGGACGAUGCUCAGUGCUGCCGUAUGCGGCUACUCGACCCCCACUCUCAUCAAUUGGGGCGUAGAGUUUAAAGACCCCAAUCUCGACGCCGGUGGUUCGAAAGUGGGCAAGAUAGUUGGCGUGUUGCAGUUUCUACGCUCGCUGGGCCGGGAGAACGACGAUGACCUCGUCCUCCUCGUCGACCACAACAUUAUGUUCCAGCUCCGGCCAGACGUAAUUCUCUCGCGCUACCGACGCAUCAACGCCGAAGCCAACGCGCGAAUCCGCAAGGAAAUGGGCCGGGCAGCCGAGGAAGAAGACAUAAAACAGACCAUUGUCUUCUCAGCGCAGAAGCAGUGUCGACCAUUGGAGGAUGACGACCCGGCCUGCUACGCUGUCCCGCAGUCGACGCUGCCAGAUGACAUUUACGGCCCGGGAACAGACACCGAUAUCCACGAUCCGAAGAACCCGUAUCUCAAAUAUCGGCAACGCUUCCUCGGCAGCGGCAGCGCAAUGGGUCCCGUCCGAGACUUGCGCCGCCUCUUCGAGCGCGCAUUCAAGAAAAUGCAGCAGCAUCCCGACAUUGGCAGCGACCAGACGAUUUUCAGUCUAAUUCUCGGAGAACAAGAAUACCAGAGAGACGUCCUUCGCAUCAAACACCUGUCGGCUUGGGAGCGGCUAUGGGACUGGUUCGGACGCACCGCGCGGCCGACGGACCCGCACCCCACACACCACCGCAUGGAGGUCGCCGCAGCAGGAACACCGUUCGAGUUCAGCCUCGGACUCGACUACGCCAGCUUGCUAGGCCACCCCACCGUCUUCGCUGAGGACGACACAGCCUGGUUGCGCUACAACUCGAGCGCGGACCUCAAGGCCGCGGCACAGAACCAGCAAAUUGUGCGUCCGCAAGCCACCGCCCUGCCAGACGACGUGGCACGCUCGCCGCCGCCGUUCCGCAUGGGCGUUGAUCAUGCCAAUCUACCCUUCAACACCAGCUGGAGCGAGGUCCCGCUGUACAGCAAUAUGUGGACAGGCGUGGUCACGGGCAUCGUGCAUCACAAUGCGCACCGAGACGGGCUGAAAUCUCCGCGAGAGACAGGGUGGGACAAGUUGUGGCUGCAGCCGUAUGCGAGGCGAUUGCUGAGCGCGCGGAUGCUGGAGCCGAUUGGGCCUGUGGCUGCCGAGGGAAAUGUCACCUGGUGGAGCAUGUAUCUGGAAAAGGGGGGAGCGAUGACUGAGAAGCGCCAGUGGCUGACGUGGAAUUCCUUGUGCGAUGGUAAGGAGGACAAACUGUUCAGGGAUGGUCAGGGCGAUUGGGUUGAUCCGAGGUAG